CAGCUUUCCUCUGUUCUGUUAUUCAGCUGAGAGCUAGUCGCGGUGUGCUAGAUCUCAGGUGUGGCUAAUUCCCUCUUCCUGUGUUUACUCAGCUCUGGUUUAUAAUUUUUGAAUCGUUGAAUGGUGAAAUAUUCAUAGAAGUUGGACACGAAUGAACUCGUUGUUACAGAAGGGUUUUAUUCAUUGACUGAAUAAGAUGACUACUGGUUGGAUGGGUAAUUCAUAAGGAUGCUUUACUGGUGAUCAUCCCAGGGAUUCACACCGGACAAAUGUACGAAAAGUGGAGCCAAGAAACAAGACCAUCACAUUUAAAUGACAUAAAGGCCCUUCCAAACCUCUAAGGUGAUGUGCAGAAGCACACAGUGAGUAAUGUGAUCAGAGGGCAAAGGAAAUGCAGACUUGCCAGCUAUAGCUUGUAUGUGAGCGUGAUGCCCAGGCGGGGGUUGACGCUCCAGGGCCGGUUCCGCUGGCUCUUUCUGGGCCUCUUCCUGCUGCUGGUGCUGUUGCUGUUCGCAUACUUGCUGGAGUGCACCCCUCCCGCAGAUGCCAGCCUAGCCCUGCCCGGCAUAGCAGGGGACACGUAUGGGAAGGAGUACUACCAGGGCCUGCUGCAGGAACAGGAGGAGCGCCACCUAAACCGUGCCGCCAGUCUCAAGCGGCAGAUCGCACAGCUCAAGCAGGAGCUGCAGGAGAUGGGUGAGAAGCUAAAGCUCCUGCAGGACAAGAAGGAGCCCCCUGGGGUCCAGGGCCUCGCAGAGACUAAAGACCAAGAGCCUGGAGACCUGCUGGAGUACCUGCACUCUCAGAUUGACAAGGCUGAGGUCAACACAGGGGCACGCCUCCCCAGCGAGUACGCCCUGGUGCCCUUUGAGAGUUUCACUUCAUCCAAGGUGUACCAGCUGGAGAUGGGGUUGACGCGGCACCCAGAGGAGAAACCUGUUCGCAAAGACCGCAGGGACGAGCUGGUGGAGGUGAUGGAGGCUGCGCUGGACAUCAUCAACAACCCCGACGAAGAGGAUGGAGUGGAGGAAGACAUGCCCAUGCAGAGACAGACCUACACAGAGGGUCACUUUACUGAAGGAAUGUACAGGACAGAGCGAGACAAAGGGACGCUUUACGAGCUGUUCUUCGCCAAAGAGGAGUCCAGCAGCUUCCGCCACGUCACGCUCUUCAGACCUUUUGGUCCCUUAAUGAAAGUCAGGAGCACCUCCGUGGAAACAUCAGGAAUGAUUAUCAACAUCAUCGUGCCGCUGGCAGGCAGAGUUGAUACUUUCUCACAGUUCUUGCACAAUUUCAGAGAGGUGUGCAUACAGCAGGACAGAAGAGUCCAUCUCACGGUGGUUUAUUUCGGGCCAGAAGGCCUGCCAGAGGUGAAGUCUUCUUUGGAGAAACUGUCAAGGGAAGAGAGCUUCUCCAAUUACACUCUGGUCCCAGUGGACGAGGAGUUUUCCCGAGGUCGGGGUCUGGAUAUCGGAGCCCACGCCUGGAAGAAAGGCGACGUCUUAAUGUUUUUUUGUGACGUUGACAUCCAUUUUACUCUCGAGUUCCUGAACACCUGUCGUCUCCAUGCUGCUCCAAAUAAGAAAGUGUUCUAUCCAGUAGUGUUCAGUCUGUACAAUCCAGCCAUCGUCUAUGGAAAUGUGGAGCUGGCUCCACCUGCUGAACUCCAACUGAUUCACAAAAAAGAUGCUGGGUUCUGGAGAGACUUUGGCUUUGGAAUGACGUGUCAGUAUCGUUCAGAUUUCCUGAAUAUUGGCGGGUUUGAUCUUGAAGUGAAAGGCUGGGGGGUGGAAGACGUCCACCUGUACAGGAAGUAUCUCAGGAGCGACCUCAUCGUGAUUCGCACUCCGGUGUCCGGGCUCUUCCACUUGUGGCACGAGAAGCAGUGUGCGGACGAGCUGACCCCAGAGCAGUACCGCAUGUGCAUCCAGUCCAAAGCCAUGAACGAGGCGUCGCACUCCCACCUCGGCAUGCUGGUGUUCCGUGACGAGAUCGAGGCUCACUUACGCAAGCAGGCCUACAAGACUCAGAGCAAAUCAGAGGACUAAAUCCUCGACACCCCAAUCACCUUUCCUUUGGCGUGGACAUUAUAAUCGCAGUACAGCAAAGACAUGUUUAAACGGAUCCUUCUCCAUUUCAUCGCACAGCUGGAGACAAAUGAAUGUACAAAUACAAGCAUCGAUCAAUGUGACAUCAAAACAUGGUACGACUCUUCAGCAUCAAACAUGGUUAACAAGCAGAUUUGUAAUAAUUAACCUGCUGAAGUACAAGUUACACUUUUUCAAAUGUAUUUUAUGUUUUUGACAGCAAUUCAAUAAGCAUGUCCUCUCUUCAAGCCAUUCUAGUUUCAAACGCAGCACCUGACUUCAACCAGUAUUACUGUUUCCACAAGGGCUUCAACAGUUAUUACUUUCAUGUUCGAUUGAUCUGCCGAUUGUUUUUUGUAGAUUAACCUGUUUGGUUCAGAAAAUGGUGAAACCUUCCCCCGUUUCUUAGAGCUUCAUAGUUGAGAGGUUGGAAAUACCAUAUUCCGUUUUGUUGGCAUUUCUUUUAAAUACUUGGCGAUUAUUUUUUGGACUGAAUUUUGCAGCUCUAACUUUGAUCUUUUCACCGCUAAAUGGACCUGUAGAUGUCAGCGGUCUUCCAGUUGAUUUAUUCAUUCCAAAAAAAUCCAACAAGAUCAAACACAGCAGCUGUUGACUCAUGUAGUGUUUUCUUUUUCAAAUCAGAGUGAACGCUGCUACAAAUCCAACUAUAGAACUAUUUAUUAGCUGUGGACAAAAGGAAAAAUAACAAGUUGCACUUUGUUAACUGACAUCACAAGAACCAGUACAGUUCUCCUGAGGAUAAAAGCAAUUUACAAUUUGCUUUCACAGCUUAGACAAAUGGAGCUGUUCUGUUAGCAUUAUAUUUAUAGGUUGUUUCAGCCUGGCGAUGUGGAUAAAAAAAAAGGGAACUUUUUGUGUGUUUUUAUGUGACAAUCAGUCACAAACUUCCCUUGCUGAUGAGGUUAACAGAAGCAUGUGGAUUAAAAUAGUUAAAGGAACAAAGAUUUCUAAUAGCAUGCAGCACUAUCAUAUGUGGACCAGUAUUGGCGCUAAAUAAGAUUAAUGCCCGUUGAGAACACGAUUCCCAAUACUGGACUGAAUUUGAAUGUUACAUCCCCUCCUGUAAAUACUUUUCUAAUGUUCCUGUUUCAUAGUUGAAUACUUUUGUCAUAUGUGCCUACAUGCUUAAAGUGACAUGAAAUGUUUUGUAUUGCAUCUCAUAAUGAGAGGAGGUUAAGAGUACAGGAGAGCAGGGCUGUAUUUUCUCACACUGAAAGCAGCUCAUUCUUGCAUCUCUUCCUGUACUCUAAUUGUAUUUAAUUAUUAUUCUUUUGCUAAUAUUCCAGCUUUUCCGUAGCUAGUCUUACAGUCUCCUUGCGACCCGUUACAUGUACACAUUCAAACAGAAAUGGCUUAUGCGACGAAAUGAUUUAUUUUUUAAAAUGUUGAACAUUAAAUAAAAUACAGAAGGCUGCAUUAUCUGCUGCUAAGUCACGCAUUUGAUUUCAUGAUAAAUAUCUGAAGUAAACUUGCCCAGUUCUAUAAUUCUACUAUAAAAAUGUAAUAUCAAACAUGUCAAGUGUCUCUGAAUCUACCAAGACACUUUGCAUAAUACAAUUGUUUUUCUUCAUCUGUAUACAAUAAACUACAUGAAUAGAAAAGAAGAGAAAUUAGAAAAAUCUAAAUCUAUGAAAGAUGACAUGAAAUAAACCAAAUGGGAACGUUUCA
Messenger RNA from Eleginops maclovinus (Patagonian blennie), 3776 nucleotides. It is a transcript of the gene csgalnact2, whose product is annotated as chondroitin sulfate N-acetylgalactosaminyltransferase 2. The transcript has 8 exons. Bases 429 to 2048 code for a protein of 539 amino acids. The record is from RefSeq and is a predicted model, not a curated record. Lineage: Eukaryota; Metazoa; Chordata; Actinopteri; Perciformes; Eleginopidae. Gene Ontology annotation, cellular component: Golgi cisterna membrane. Gene Ontology annotation, molecular function: glucuronosyl-N-acetylgalactosaminyl-proteoglycan 4-beta-N-acetylgalactosaminyltransferase activity.